Messenger RNA from Amorphotheca resinae ATCC 22711, 2027 nucleotides. RefSeq lists its product as hypothetical. NCBI's taxonomy places the organism in Eukaryota, Fungi, Ascomycota, Leotiomycetes, Helotiales, Amorphothecaceae. Gene Ontology annotation, molecular function: protein binding. The transcript has 3 exons. Bases 285 to 2027 code for a protein of 580 amino acids. The record is from RefSeq and is a predicted model, not a curated record.
CUGAGCCAUAAGUUAGACAAACCCACGACGACAACAACGACAGAUAUGACUGUGUAAUGAUUGUUAUAACACUGCAUCUUCCCUGGUCAACCCCACUGGCUUUUGAAGCUUACCAUGCGCCGCCCCUGAAUCUUUAAUAUAAAAGAGAAGCAAAGCAGUUGGACGGCGAGUGCAGGGUCAGCACGCUGCUCAAAGGAUCAGAUCGACAUCGCUCCAAGUUCACCUUCGCCCGCACUCUUCAAGAGUGACCGCCAUCACCCACCUGGCAGAUUCCAGCAUCAAUCAUGAAGUGGUUCAGGAAGAAGAAGGCCCACGGCGUUGAGCAAGCUCCCGACCAGAUUCGGAACUUCCCGCAGCAAUACGGUGCUCCGCCUGUAUCGGGGCAGUUGAUAGCAAAGCUCCCCGCACCUUUACUUGAGCGCAUCUUCAGCUUCGUAUGCCCGCACGCGCGCGAUGAGACCUACGAGACCUGUGAACAGUCGGCUGUGGAGGAUACGUGCAUGCUAUGCGAUCUCCGCGAUCUAGCUCACUGCGCGCAAGUGUCGCGAAGAUGGAGGAAGCUGGCUUCGAACGUCUUGUAUCACAGCAUACGGAUCGAUACUGUCCACUACUGCGAACGCGAAGAGAUUCUCGCCGAAAAGCGUAAACAUAGAUCGUUCAUGAACCGCAAUGCCGAACCCGAAGACACCGCUCAGGCGCGACUGCGAUUGCUCUGUAGGACACUUCGCGACGAUGGGACUGGGCUUUCCUCGAAGCUGCAGAUUCUCAAAACAUCUUACAUGACAAGGGAGGGUUCCAAGCCCGAUCUCGCUCGGAUUGUUGCGGUAACGCCAAAUCUUCGAUAUGUCGACCUGCCGGAGGGUGUUUUCAUGGAUGAUGCUUCUUGCAACACCCUGAAGCAGGAAAUCCAAGGACGAUGCCCGGAUUUAAGAAAGAUGGUAUACAUGGGUGGAUCGGAGAGAAGUCUGGAGCUGUUGGCAAGAGGAACACUAUGGCCGAAUCUUGAGGUUUUGGAGCUGUCACAACUCGAUAUGGAUCCUACCAUCUUACGACAUGCUCUAGGCUCAUUACACCAUCUGAAAGCUCUGAAAAUCUCGAAUAUCAAGUCUUUCGAUGAUCAGAUAUUCCAGCAUAACGACUACCUACCUCCUUGGCCCGCUCUCGCCGAGUUGACGCUUUCCCAUGUCGCGGCUGAGGGUCUGGUAGAAUAUCUCUCUCGUCCAGAUACCCAGGAUACUCUCAAGAGCCUCUCCCUCACAGCCACCGGUAUCCGCCCUACAACAUUGCAGCAUAUUCUGGCCACUGCUUCGAGACUUACAUAUCUAUCGAUCAAUGAAUCGGUUGCCGUCUCCUUCCCAGCUGGCGUGCAACCUCUCUCCUCCACGUCUCUUCGUACACUGCACUACGAAAUCACAACCGCUUCUUCUGCCGGCUCCUAUUCCAAUCCAUCCGCGAGCUACUACGCGUACCUCACCUCUUCUCUGCUUUCCAAUGGCCUGCCAGCCCUUCGUAAGCUCUACGUCCGCGAUCCCGGAUUCCCCGAGUCUCUCCUCGAUCUCUCACCCCCAAGACCCGCAUUCGCAUUCGACCCCGACAAUGUACCCUCCCCUAAACUCUCACCGAGAUCCACUAUUUCUUCCCCUCUUCUCUCGCCUUCCUCUGCUUACUCACCCAAUCCACAACGCUUCAGCUCCAAUAACCCCUUUGCCAAGAUGGCAAACCGACCUGGAUUGAAACAAGAACUCGAAGUCUACAGCAAAGGCUUAGACGAGAUGGAGUGGAAUUUUUCCAGCGUCCAACCCGGCGAACGAGGUAGGAGGGGUAGUGCGACGGCGCCGCGACCGGUGAGCAGCUAUGGUCUCGGGGACGGGUCGAGGGGAAGCUGGGCCGGGGGCUCAAGGAAGAGCGUCAUUGUUGGGAACGGAUUUGGUGGGUUCUUAGCUAUUCCCGCGGAUGAUGAAGGUAGACCGAGGAGUUCGGCGGGGGAAGGCAAGAAGAGAGGCAGCCAGUACGACAUAUGGCGCUGA